Molecule: messenger RNA, 282 nt
Organism: Aphanomyces astaci
Lineage: Eukaryota; Oomycota; Saprolegniomycetes; Saprolegniales; Verrucalvaceae
Exons: 1
Coding region: 1-282 (93 amino acids)
Molecular function (GO): nucleic acid binding
Source: RefSeq, a predicted model, not a curated record
AUGCACGAUGUUGUGCUUGUUGACGAAAAGUGGUUUUAUCUGACAAGAGUCAAGAAGCAAUUCUACGUGUACGACGACGAGGAAGUCGCAGCCCGGUCGGUGAAGUCAAAGCACUUUAUCACCAAGGUCAUGUUUCUUGCCGCUGUAGAACGGCCCCGCUACGACCACACAAGAAAUACCUUCUUUGACGGCAAGAUUGGCGUCUGGCCGUUCGUUGAAGUCGUUGCGGCCAAGCGAACAAGCAGGAACCGUCCCAAGGGCGUCCCCGUGACCAUGCCGUGA